Molecule: messenger RNA, 2154 nt
Organism: Mangifera indica (mango)
Lineage: Eukaryota; Viridiplantae; Streptophyta; Magnoliopsida; Sapindales; Anacardiaceae
Product: cyclic dof factor 2-like
Exons: 2
Coding region: 98-1771 (557 amino acids)
Biological process (GO): regulation of DNA-templated transcription
Molecular function (GO): DNA binding; DNA-binding transcription factor activity
Source: RefSeq, a predicted model, not a curated record
UGGAAAAGAAAGAGAAAGAGAAUAAAAAAGACGAAGGAAGAGAAAGAUAUGUCUUUUAAGGCCACAAAGGAAACUUGUGGCUGAGAAAAGAUUGAAGAUGAUGACGUGGCAGUGGUGGCCGACGAAACGGAUCAAAAACGUAGAAUCCACGAGACCCAACAACAACAAAAACAAGUCUUUCAGAUCUCUUUCUCUAUUUUACUUACACUUACCACUACACUUUCUCUUCUUACAACACCCAAAAACGCACCGUUUCACAGUUUUUAUCUGGGGAAUGGCGGAGCCGAAAGACCAGCGGAUCAAGCUCUUUGGGAGGACGAUUCCUCUGCCUGAGGCGUCGUCAGCAGCUCCCACUGGGUGUUCCGUUGAUGAGAGUGUCGACCAGGAUCUGGGUUGUUCGGGGAAUUCUUCGCCGGAGGAGGAUAAGAACAGAGAUUGUGCGGACGGAGAAGAGAGAGAGUGUGAAAAGGAUAUAUCAGGUGAGAACUCUACUGAGACUAAACAAGAAGAUGGAUCCCUGCCAGUGAGUUCUGAAAGGUUUUUGAAUCAAGAUACAACUGCAGAAAUGAGUGAAAACCAUAAAACACCAUCUGAUGAGAAGGAGAAUACUACUUCAGAAACUUCGAAAACGGAAGAAGAACAUAGUGAGCCUAGUACUUCACAAGAUAAGACUUUGAAGAAACCUGACAAGAUUCUUCCUUGCCCACGUUGUAAUAGUAUGGACACUAAAUUCUGCUACUACAACAACUACAAUGUUAACCAGCCACGGCACUUCUGCAAGAACUGCCAGAGAUACUGGACAGCCGGUGGGACAAUGAGAAAUGUUCCUGUAGGUGCUGGUCGUAGAAAGAAUAAGAACUCAACUAACCACUACCGUCACAUAACUGUGUCCGAAUCACUUCAAAAUGGUCAUACUGAUGUUCCUAACGGCAUCCACCAUCCUGCAUUGAAUACUAAUGGUACCAUACUCACCUUUGGCUCAGACACACCUCUUUGUGAAUCGAUGACUUCUGUUUUAAACAUUGCCGAUAAAACAAGGAGAAAUUGCUCGCAAAAUGGCUUUCAUAAACCAGAAGAGUUACAAAUUCAGCUUACUUGUAGAGGUGGAGAAAAUGGGGAUGCUCAUUCAAAUGGAUCUUCGGUGACAGUUUCAAAUUCAAAGGAUGAGGCAGGCAAAAUUGUGCCACGCAAGGCAGCUGUACCAAAUAAUCAAGGCUUCCCACCUCAAAUGACAUGUUAUCCAGGGGCUCCGUGGCCUUACCCAUGGACUUCAGCUCAGUGGAUCUCUCCGGCUCCCCCGCCUGCAUUCUGUCCUCCAGGCUUUCCAAUGCCAUUCUACCCUGCAGCAGCUUACUGGGGUUGUGCCAUACCUGGCACUUGGAACAUCCCUUGGAUUCCUCAACCAUCUUCUCCAAGAAACCCCAGCUCAGGUCCCAACUCUCCAACUUUGGGUAAGCAUUCAAGAGAUGAGGAGAUGGUAAAACAAAGCAACUCCAGAAAAGAGGAAUCACAUAAAGAAAAUAAUGCUGAGAAAUGCCUUUGGAUUCCAAAAACAUUGAGGAUUGAUGAUCCUGGAGAAGCUGCAAAGAGCUCUAUAUGGAGAACACUGGGGAUUAAGAAUGAUAAGACUGAUUCCAUUGGUGGGGGAGGACUGUUUAAGGCAUUCCAAACAAAAGGUGAUGAAAAGAAUCAUAUAGCUGAAACCUCUCCGGUCUUACAAGCCAAUCCAGCUGCAUUAUCUAGGUCACUCAAUUUCCAGGAGAGCUCAUAAUAGGUAGGUGAUCAACGUGGAAUUGGUUGAAGUAGUGGAAGCUUCUUGGUGGUGUCUGGACUUGUCCCUACAAAUCCACUCAAAUUUUGCGCACAAAAUCAACUGUCUAAGCAGUCGAGCCUAGAGGGACACUGCUUGGUAUUCUCUGAACCUUUCAUAUCUCCAUUAGAAAAGAGAGCUUAGCUGAAGUGGCAACUCUUUUUUUCAAUCAAUUCUGUUUGGUGCCAGUACAAGCGGGCGCUUUUUGUUUUCUGUUAGAUGGUUUGCAAGUUCAUGUACAUAUUUAUAUAUGAAAUACUGAGAGCUAGAUCAGCGUGAGUUUGUGUACCAUAAAUCCCAGGUGUACUAAAAUAAAUUUGGGAAUGAAAUUUAAAUUAUUGGUA